Pantherophis guttatus is the source of this 1572-nucleotide messenger RNA. NCBI's taxonomy places the organism in Eukaryota, Metazoa, Chordata, Lepidosauria, Squamata, Colubridae. The record is from RefSeq and is a predicted model, not a curated record.
AUCAACAUAAUAGUUGUUGUGGUUUCAGGUGAAGGGAUCACCAAUGGGAAUCACCAAUGGCUCUAUGACACAACAACCUCCAGCAAACAUCAGGCCAAAGUCCAUCUAUAAGGAAUCCAGGCAGCAAAAUAAUGGAAAUGCUGGCAUAUCGGGUGCCAAAUUUUUGCGAAGAGUUGGGCAGCAUUUUCAGGGAGAAGAAGAACUCAAAGCUCAUGGUGGCAUUCAUAGAAAAGAGAGACCUCUUGCUUGUGCCCAGUGUGGAAAAAGAUUCACCCGUCCAUCAGGCCUAGCCAAGCACUUGAAAACACAUUCAGGAGAGAAACCUUACCACUGUGGCCAGUGCCCCAAGAGUUUCAUUUAAAUGUCGCACCUCACACGGCAUCAGAGGGUCCACACUGGGGAAAAACCCCAUCCUUGUGCUGAAUGUGGCAAGUGCUUCAAUUGUCAUCAGAUCUAGCUAAGCACCGGCACGUUCAUAUGGAAGAGAAACCCUUCCGCUGUGCUGAGUGCGGAGCAACGUUUAACCAGUUUUCACACCUCACAUGGCAUCAGAGGAUUCACACUGGUGAGAAACCUCACUCCUGCACUGAGUGUGGGGAAACCUUUAGCCAGUGGGCUCAUCUGAUUAGCCAUCAGAGAAUCCACACAGGAAAAAGACUUUAUCACUGCAAUUCCUGCCAGAAAUGUUUCAGUCAUCUCUCAGCGCUUACAGUGCACAAGAGGAUCCAUGUGGGUCAGUGGCCAUAUGGCUGCCCUGAAUGUGGGAAAAGGUUCAUUGCUUCUUCUGCUUUAACCAGGCACCACUCAGAAGAAAGGCCUUAUCACUGUGAUGAAUGUGGCAGGAGGUUUAACCAGCUCUCUCACCUUUACAGACACUGGCAGAUCCACUCAGGUAAGACACCUCACAGCUGCACUGAGUGUGGGAAAAAGUUCAACCAGCUCUCCUCCCUCAUCGGGCAUCAGAAAAUCCACACCAGAGAGAAACCAUAUUGUUGUGAUAAGUGUAAUAGAAUGUUUAUUCUGCUAGCUGAUUUCAUAAUUCAUCAGAGUCCAUACAGGAGAAAAGUCACAUCGCUGCAUCAAGUGUGGCAGGAUAUUCCAGCAGAGACAUUGGUCAGGCAUCAAAAACUUUACCCAAGAGCAAAUUUGUAAUUGCAGUAUCUGCAAACAAAAACUUUCCUGCCAUUGGAUUUAUAUAUAUGAAAUGAAUAUUUGCAGUUUUUGAAAUUCAAAAAGGGUGGAGGAAAGAUCUAAUUCAAUAUCCUCAUCCUAUCAUCCUGUUUCUCCUGUCACACUGCCUCUCAACUGCUUCCAGCAGAACUUUUUUUUUUUUGCAAUUGUUUCCAAUCUUUAACCUAGAGAGAACUUUCCAGUGGAGUAUGGUUUUCCAGACUCAUGAAGGCCAUACACUAAUCCCAAAUUUUUCAUCUGCUUUAUAUCAUAAAGGGCAGUGCUGAUUAGUUCUUAUUCUUGAUCAAAUGUCAUUAUUUGGGGAUGCUUCCUAUCCAAUGACACGAUAACUUUUUAUCAAAUCAAAAAUAAAUUGUUGACAUGAUGAUGACAACAAUGAUA